AUGAACACGUCGACAGAAGUCAGCCAUAAGCGUUUCAAACUACGCAAAAAGCUUCUCUCAGGAACAUACACGUUCGUUCCCGAAACAACCGGCGGCGGCACUGACUACUCGAUGGACAUCAAACCACGCACAAACUCCAAGAUGCCUUUCAUGUUCCUGUUUGAAGGUAAGAUUGUCGUGGGUAGCGUCCGCAGGCCAAUGAACUCGGCCACAUUUGAGGUUAGCCUCGGAAAUACCGAAAACAAGGUGCAACGGGAAGAAUGGAGGGCCAUGCAGCGUACAGGACGUAAAGAAGGCACAUGGACCGUUCCCAGCUCUUGUACUAGCGGUAUGAAGGAGGUUGCAUGGAAGGGGACUGUCGAUGUUGCCGUCGACGGGAUAUCGGCAGGGCUGAAUCGACCAGGAUAUCAGCUAGUUGACGUGUCUAAUGACGAGUCAGAUGAGGUGCUGGCGGUUUUCACGCCGAUGAAGGGACUGUCAAAGGGCGGUGUGCUUCAGCUGAAUGUGUAUUGGGGAGAGGAAUUUGAGCGCAUGGUAAUGUUGACGUUCAUGUGCUUGUACGAUCGUAUUUCGACACAAGCUACUGAUGCAAUUGGGAGAGGAGCUGCUGGAGGUUUCUAG
Molecule: messenger RNA, 621 nt
Organism: Metarhizium brunneum ARSEF 3297
Lineage: Eukaryota; Fungi; Ascomycota; Sordariomycetes; Hypocreales; Clavicipitaceae
Source: RefSeq, a predicted model, not a curated record